GCGGGGCCACGGCGGCGACACGUGUGCGGGCACCAGGAAACGGCGCGGGCGGGGACGGGCAGCGAACCGGGGGCACUGGUCAGCAUGAUCCCGGGACUGGGGCCGGUGAUCCAGGCGGUGCUGGGGACGUUCCUCACCUGGGGGCUGACGGCGGCGGGCUCAGCGCUGGUGUUUGUGUUCUCCAGCGGCCAGAGGCGGAUCCUGGAUGGGAGCUUGGGCUUUGCUGCAGGGGUCAUGCUGGCUGCUUCCUACUGGUCCCUGCUGGCCCCAGCCAUCGAGCUGGCCGAGGAGUCGGGCAGCUUCGGAGCCUUCUCCUUCCUGCCAGUGGCCCUGGGCUUUGCCCUGGGAGCAGCUUUCGUGUACUUGGCCGACCUGCUCAUGCCAGUCCUGGGUUUCAGUGGCCCUUCCCACGCCGCCCUGGCCUUGAGCUGCGACCCCCGCGCCGCGAAGGAGAAGCAGGAGCAGGACCCUGCCCGUCCCCUGGACUGCGGGAGCGAGCUGUCCAUCCGGAUAGACAAGGGUGAGAACGGGGAGCCCUACCAGAGGAGGAGAGGUGUGGGGUCCAGCCUGCCCGACGGCCCCCCGGCGUUCCCGGUGCCCAGGGAUGGAGCCUCCACGCCCGGCAGCAGCAGCUGGAGGCGGAUAAUGCUCAUGAUCCUCGCUAUAACCAUCCACAACAUCCCAGAGGGUCUGGCAGUGGGAGUUGGAUUCGGGGCUAUUGGAAAAUCCGCAUCUGCAACAUUCCAAAGUGCCAGGAACUUAGCCAUUGGGAUUGGGAUCCAGAAUUUCCCGGAGGGCCUGGCUGUCAGCCUGCCUUUGCGAGGGGCUGGAUUUUCCACGUGGAAAGCGUUCUGGUACGGGCAGCUGAGCGGGAUGGUGGAGCCCUUGGCCGGCGUGUUCGGAGCCGUCGCCGUGGUGGUGGCAGAGCCUCUCCUGCCCUACGCCCUGGGCUUCGCCGCCGGGGCCAUGGUCUACGUGGUGAUGGACGACAUCAUUCCCGAGGCACAGACCAGUGGCAAUGGGAAGCUGGCAUCCUGGACCUCCAUCCUGGGCUUUGUGGUGAUGAUGUCCCUGGACGUUGGGCUCGGGUAGGGCAGUGCUGCAAUCCCAGGAGAAGAAUUCAGAGCCGCGCGCGCGGGUUCGGAGCCGGGCGCGCGUCAUCCUCCGGACUGGUUUUGUACAUAUCUUUCUGGGAUCUGGUUUGGUGUUGAUUUCCUAUAAUUUUAUAUCUCUCUCCCCCAAUGUCACGUUGAUGGUUUUCAAAGCACAAAUACGGGUGGUUCCUCCCAGAUCCCGCUUUCCUUUCGCCACCAGUUUUGCUUUUCCUCUCGGGGGGGUCGUUGGACCACGCUGGGCUGGUUCCUCCGAGUCAGGUCACUCGGGGAUUUUGAUCAUCUUUGCUCUGUAGAAGGUUAGAAAUUCUCUGUCCUCUGUUGAAGCUGGUCUGUGGUUAAGCACUGAGGCAUUGGAAUGGAGUAAACCCCUUAGGGAGUCUCGAAUUCCACCCUUUUUUUGGGAAGGCAGGUGGAAGGCGUUAGGGCUGCGAUCACACACACAACAUAUCGCAGGACUGCAGGUCUCCCGUGUCCUGCUGGUCCUUGGGAAUGCUUCAGGGAAUUUGUUUUGAUGGAUGCAAAUAGUCCAGGCAAAUAAAAAUGAAUUUUCUUGGGAUCUCUUCAAGGGGGAAAUGUCAUUUUUUUUUUCCUAAAUUUAUCUAAGUGAGGCACUGUUCUGAUGAGUCAUGUGCAGUGUUCCAGGGUUUUCAGGAAAAAAAAACAAACAGGAAAGAAGAAUUUUAGUGUUUCCCAGCAUGUACUCUUUGACAAGGCAAGGUGUGCUCCUCCACACUGUCGCUGAUGUGCUGCCUGAUGCCGGAUACAAUUCCACAUGGACCUGUGUUUGGCCUUCCUGAGGGAUUGCUGGUUCUGGUGGGCCAUAACUCCCUGAAGAACCAAGGAAAGGUUUGGUGGUGAUGGUCCUGGUCACACUUCACCUGCAGAAGAGCCAAGUCAGCACCUGAGUGUGCUGGGAGCCCUCGUCUUCCUGAGCAGCGUCAGGAUGAAUUCAUUCCUCAGGAUGAAUUAAUCAUCCCACCUGAAGAGCCAGAAACGUGCAACAACGUGGAUCCUGCCUCUUCACCUGGCGCUUUCCAAGCAUCUCUUGUGGAAUGGCUCUUCCUGAGCAGGCAGGAUUGAUCCCUUCCAGGCUGAGGAGUGAAUCCUGCCCAUCCCUGUGCCCGGCACACGCUCGGGUGAGGAGGGAAUCGCCACAGUUGGAAGGAUGCUGCAAAUCCCAGCUCCCCCUCGCCAGGGAUGCCUCAAUCUUCAGCACAAAGGGCUUCCUUAGACUGGAUAACUGGAUCACCUGGCUGCCUCCUGCUGCUCAGUCCCUCUGGAAGUGGUGCUGGGAUGUCAUGGAUCACCUGCUGGAGGGGCAGCCAGAGGGAACAGGCUUGAAUGAAUUAAGCUGGAGUUGUGCAUUUUCAUUUGGUUCUUUCUUUUUUGGUUGGAUUUAAUUUCUGCUUCAUUUGUGGAUCACUCUGGAUGAUACAAAACUACUCUUUGCCGAUGGAUUUGACCUUUCAACUGUGAUUGGUUUCAAUAAAUGGGAAAUUGAGAGUUUGCACUGAUUCGUUUUACUGCUGUAAAACCGUAGCUUUGCUGCUUCUCCCUCUGUUCUGCUGUGUUUCCUUUCUCCAGCUUAAUUGUUCCUGGCUUGUCCAAGGUCCUGCCUCUUGGCCAGGAAGGCAGCUGCUUUGGGGAUGAAAAAAAAAAGGAGAAAAAGCCAAGGAAAGGCAGUUUUGCAGUGCCUCAUCCAGACAGCGUGUGUUCCUGGGGACCACUGGGCUGCCCAGGUGAGCCAGUUUCAGAGAACCAUGGAGAUGAUGUCUGGGAGCAGGAUGGGCUCAGUGCCAGAUGGAGCUGGUGAGGAGGAGGUGGAAGAAUCCACAGGGAACUUCUCUGCAACCAGGAGAGCUGCCCAAAGGAACAAGGAAAGUGUUCCCAGCCCGACACACGCUUGCUCUCAGCUCGUCCCGCACGAUCCCUCUGCUGAGUCUGGAGCAGAAACAACCCCACAGCUCCAGAGCCCGUGUGGAAUCAGGAGGGAAGAGAACAGCCUGGAUCUGCUUUCCUUUUACUGCAAAAUAAUUUCCCUGCCAUAAAAUCACCAGUGAGAGCCAAGGGAAGAUUAGGUCAUAGGGAAAAACGCGGGCUGGGGAACAAUGGAGGGAGGUGCUGGUAACGGCCGGGGUGGGGGACACCCCACGGCCUGGGGCUUCCCCAGGGACCCCCCUCUGCUGGGAAACCCCCUCUGCCAGGAUCCCCCCUCUGCCAGGAUCCCACCUCCACUGGGACCUCCACCUGUGCCAAUACCCCAAUUCCAUCAGGAGCCCCAUCUCCUCCAGGACCCCACACCCACUGGGACCCCCCCCACCCACUGGGACCCCCACCUCCUCCAGGACCCCAACUCCCUUGGGACCCCCAGCACUGCUCCCCCAGCGCUGUGCAGGACAGACCAACACCAUGAGCAUUCCCAGCCCUUUUUAUCUCCCUCUUUCCCAAGGUUUGAACUCCAGUGAGGGCUGGAGCAUCCCCGUUUCUCCCAGCCUGGUGUUUUGGUCCGGGCUGGAAGCAGAGGCAGGUGUGGGGCUGGAUUUCAAACACAAAUCAGCAUCUCACGACAUGUUUUGUUUUUCUCCUUCCUUUCAGGACAUCAUUUAUCCUGGCUCAGCUCUGCCAGUGGAUGGACAAAUCUGCUGGGGGAUCUGCAGCUCCUUCCCCCUGAAUCCAGCACUGCUGGUGUGUCCCUGGAGGGCAGGAGGACCUGGAAGCAGAAGAAGGUGGUUCAUGGAAGUGGCACCUGUGGGAGGGAGGAGAAGGAUGAGGCACCCCCUGCUCGAGGGCCUGGGCAGUUCCUCAGUAAACUGGGCAGUGACCAUCAUCCAACCUCUCGGUUUUGGCAUCUGCCGCUUCAGGAACGACAAAUUCCAUCGGCCACAACCGCCCUGGGACUGUCCUUGUGCCAGAAGUGAGGAGACCAGAGCCUGACCAUGUGCAGGAUUGGGACUUCUCCCCCUCCACCAACGGUCCCGAGCCAGGAGGAUUUGCCUCUGGAUGGUUCCUCUCCCCUGGGAUCUCUGACAUCAUAAACCCUCCUGGACUGCCGUGGGUUUUGGAUGCUCCCUUCUGUUUGGAGCUGGGAAUGGCACAGCUGGGAGGCUGCAGCCCCUGCUCCUCUCCAGCUCCCGUGGAUUACUGCUUUUGGCAUCCCUGUGGUGGAACUGGCUUGGACGUGUGACGUCUCCCGAUGGACAGAUGUGGAAAAGCAGCAGUCACAGCCCCUCUUUUUCUGGGCUGCUCUGGGCAUCGUGGCUCUGGAGGAGGAAGGAGUCCACGCACACGUGUAGGACAAAUCCUGCUUUUAGGUCCCGGGCUCGUGAGAACUUCCAAUGACUUGGCAGAUCCCUGUGAGUCACUGACGUUCUGCUGCCACCUCCACCCAGCCCUGGCUGUCCCCUGAGUGCUCCCUCCCCGGUGUCAGCUCACAGCCUACGUGCUGAGAAGAGAAGUUAAAAAGGAGGCUGGGUGUCCAUUCUCCAGAGGAGCCCUGGGAUCCCCACCAGAGAUGACGAGGAUAGUGAUGGAAUGGCUUCACCCAGACCUGGGAUGUGCAGGUCUGGCCAGGAAACCUUCAAGUAGCAGCACUUUCCCUUUUAAGCAGGCCCCCAAACCCCGAAGUCCAAGGUGGUUCUCCUGCUAAUAACCAGGACAAUGCCAGAGACAUGCAAACAGGAGUCAUAGAAACCCCAGCUCUGCGUCCCUGACUGGGCUGAGAUGAUACCAAUGCUUGGAGCGGGGUGAUAUCCCCCAAAACCUCCUGUCCCAGGGCAAUCCCUGCCUCAGGAAAGAUGACUUGGAUCACCAGCUGGUUUCAGGAAGGAGAAACUUCAAAGUCUCACAAGGACCAAGAGCCUCUCCUGCUUUUGCCCUCACUCCUCGAAAUUCCAGCUGAUUUCCAGUGAUGUGAUUUCAACACUUUCCCUGGUGUGACCUGGGGGAUGGCACUGCCUGCAGCACCCCUGGCACAGACUUUAGGCUCUCCAUGGACCUUGCCACCCUGUGCCUGGGAUGCUGGAAUGUGGGGUCAUCAUUGAUUACAAUGGUUGUCCCUGUGCAAAGCUGACCCAGUGCUGGUCACUUGGCACCACAGACCCUCCAUUUUCACAUAUCCCAGAGGACUUCAGCAUCCAGGGCAAACAAGCUGUUGCAGAAGGUCAUGUUGGCAUCUAAUGCUUGACACGAAGCUUGCAAGUCACUGAUGGUGGGAUCCAUCGAGGGGAAGAGAAAGGAAACCUCCCUUCUCACUUCAUCUUGCUUUCCUCACACCCAAAUUGCUCAUCUCUGGGGUGCAGAAGGUGGAAACUUCACCCCAAGGAGGAAAGGCUGGGAGAAAGUGUCCCAGCAAUGAACACCCCUCCCGGUGAACCCCCAGUUUUUGGUCAAAGCUGUGCUCUCUGCUUGCAAGCUCAUUUUUAAGGGCUAAAUUUAGUGGCACGUCUUGCGAUGACGCGCGCGGAGGAGGAUUUUGGGAUGUCACAUGGAUCAGUCUCAUUCCUGCGUGGGAAACUUCCAGGCUCUGCUACUUUCACUGUCUGGAAGAAACGAGCACCUUCCUGCUGGUGCCAUCAGCCCACGUGAGCAGCAGUCAGCCCUGGCAAUGUGCCCGUCCAGGGGAGCUGGAGGAGAGCAAGGUUGUGUAACUCGCUGGCAAAGGUGUGUGUGUCUGUUUGCAAUCCAUUGUGUCCUGCUCACGGGUUUAGCUCCAGAUCAGGGAUGGGAUUUAGUCACCCACCUCUCUGUAACUACUUUGGUAUGGAGGUGUUUCAUUAUGUUUUGUCCUCAGCUAAGCUUGGUCCAUCCUUUUGUGUUUGUCACUGGCCGAGACUGGGCACAAAGGUGUGCAGCAGUUUCAAGCAGCUGCCAGUUCCUGGUGUUGGUCAGAUCUUCAUGUUUUCAGCUCAGUUGGCUGAUUUACAAGUGCUAAAGUUGGUGAUCUUGCAUUCAGAUCUAACCCAGCCUGAGUUCAUAAAAAUGGCACAGUCACUGCACUGCCAACAAGUGCCUUCAAGAAGGAAUGUCAGUGCUCUAAAACCUUCUAAUGCUGUUUUUGUGCUGACAAUGACUCAUAAAAGCUGGAAACCUCCAGAUUCUUUGACUAGGUGGGAUGUCCCACUGAUGCUUUGAGGGUCUCACACUUGGGUGAGACUUUGAGUCCCAUCAGCCCAAGGGAUGAGUGGGUGGGUGGAGUCUCUGUGGAAGGUGGUCUUAUGGAAUCAUGGAAUUGUUAAGGUUGGAAAAGACCUUUGAGAUCAUCAAUUCCAGCUAUCAAAUGUUUUUCCAACCAUUAAAUGUUUUUGGCAACCUCACUUAACCCCUCUAAUGCACAUCAAUUAAAACCUGAACAUAACAUACAACAACCAGGUAAGAGCAUGAGCAAGACCCCAGUAUCCUGGUUUUUGGGGCAGUUUUGUGGCCAGCUUUGGCAACCUGUUUAGUGGUGACCUGUGAAAUGCUGAGGGCACCAUAACAGCUCUCUGGGAUUGUUUUUUUUAGGACAUGAGGGUGACAAAGCCCCAGGAUAACUGGAUUUUCAGACUGUGUUCCCAUGGUCUCACCUGUAGAUGUUUCUCCAUGUGAACUCAUCAUCAGUGCAUCCCCAGAGACAAUCCCUCAGGGCAGCUGGUGGCAUCAGCCCCUUCUCCACUGCGUGUGUCACAAAUCAAGUCCCCACAAGCCUCAUCCAGCGUGACUCCAGCGUUACUCACCGUGUUUAUUUUCCAUCUGACUUUUGCUUUUUUUCCAUUGCUGCACCUUCAGCAGCAUAAAUAGAAAUGGAUUUAUUUUUUUUCUUGAAACUUUAGAUUUUUCCUUUGUGAAGUGUCAGAAGAAAAUUGCAGAGAGUUGAAUGCAUCUGGCAAAAUCUUCACUUUAAAAAAAAAAAGAAUCAUUCAGUUUGGAAGGAUGUUUCCAAGAGAAUAUGGGAAAAUGGAUUAUCUGCUCCAUUUGAAAAGGAAUUGCCUCUAAUUGACAAGAUGCAGAGGGGAAACUGUUGCUCUUAUUUAAACACAGCCCAAACCUGCAGCUCAUAAGCUUAUUGUUAAUCUCAGGCUUGUGGUUCCUGCUCCUUUUCACUUUUCAUUUCAAAUCUAUUUGGGUUAUUUUUUUCCCCCCUUUUUUUGUCAUGCCCAACUCCUUUUCUGUCUCAGGUAAGUGGUCAGCUUUUCAAAACUUGUGUCCUCUUGCAUCCAGAAUCUGUGUUGUUGCACCAAAAUAUCCCAGGAUCAUUUGGAUAUUUUGGAGGCUGCUGUUCAGGCACCUUCUCUGCAGUAUCUGGUCCAGGUCACACAGGCUUUGGGGCUGCUGCAAGUGGAAUUACCCAUGAUUCCAGGUCAUGGAAGGUCUCUGAUCCUACAGACAAAACACAGCAUUUAGAAGGUGAGGAAGAUGCCUCCAGUUAAGGUCUCAGAGGCGA
Molecule: messenger RNA, 7533 nt
Organism: Pseudopipra pipra
Lineage: Eukaryota; Metazoa; Chordata; Aves; Passeriformes; Pipridae
Gene: SLC39A11
Product: solute carrier family 39 member 11
Exons: 21
Coding region: 85-1092 (335 amino acids)
Biological process (GO): zinc ion transmembrane transport
Cellular component (GO): membrane
Molecular function (GO): zinc ion transmembrane transporter activity
Source: RefSeq, a predicted model, not a curated record